Solea solea (common sole) is the source of this 3489-nucleotide messenger RNA. RefSeq names its product abl-interactor 1a (gene abi1a). The record is from RefSeq and is a predicted model, not a curated record. The transcript is spliced from 12 exons. Bases 96 to 1784 code for a protein of 562 amino acids. Lineage: Eukaryota; Metazoa; Chordata; Actinopteri; Pleuronectiformes; Soleidae. Gene Ontology annotation, cellular component: intracellular anatomical structure; lamellipodium. Gene Ontology annotation, molecular function: SH3 domain binding.
UUUUUUCCCCUUCUUCAGAGGCAGCUCUGGGUCUGCUGGCUGUUUCAGUGUGAGGGCAGGCAGAGGGAGAGGCAGCCUCUGCGGAGGGAUGUAAGAUGGCAGAGCUACAAAUGCUGUUAGAGGAAGAGAUUCCGGCCGGUAAACGGGCGCUCGUGGAGAGUUACCAAAACCUGACCAGAGUAGCAGACUACUGCGAGAACAAUUAUGUCCAGGCCCAGGACAAGAGGAAAGCUCUGGAGGAGACCAAAGCCUACACCACCCAGUCCCUGGCCAGCGUAGCCUACCAGAUCAAUGCCUUAGCCAACAAUGUACUGCAGCUGCUGGACAUCCAGGCUUCGCAGCUGCGGCGCAUGGAGUCCUCCAUCAACCACAUUUCUCAGACUGUGGACAUCCACAAAGAGAAGGUUGCCAGGCGAGAGAUCGGGAUCCUGACCACCAACAAGAACACGGCAAGGACCCAUAAAAUCAUAGCGCCGGCAAAUAUGGAGCGGCCUGUCAGGUACAUCAGGAAGCCUAUUGACUACAAUGUACUGGACGAUGUUGGCCAUGGUGUGAAGUGGUUAAAAGCCAAGCAACAUGGAAACAAUCAGGCCAUUAGAGGUGGAACGCUAUCGAGGACCAAUCCACCAACGCAGAAGCCACCGAGUCCUCCCAUGUCGGGGCGUGGCACCCUCGGACGCAACACACCCUAUAAGACUCUGGAGCCAGUGAAGCCACCCACAGUUCCCAACGACUAUAUGACCAGCCCUGCACGGAUGGGUAGCCAGCACAGCCCCGGCCGCACGGCGUCGCUCAACCAGAGGCAACGCACACACAGUGGAAGCAGUGGGGGAAGCGGCAGCAGGGAGAACAGCGGCAGCAGUGGAAUUGGCAUUCCAAUCGCAGUGCCUACACCCUCCAUUCCACCGCCAGGACCAGUCCCACCCAUGUGUGCUCCCCCAGGAGUUCCUCCCCCUCCCCCUCCUCUACCUCCACCUGCUCCUCCCAUGAUGGGGCCCGGCCCCCCAGCACCUCCGCCACCACCACCACCUCCACUACCACCACCCUUAGCUGUGGCCCCUGGGCCUGGUCUGGGUCCCGCUCCAAUGUCCCAGUUUGGAACCAUCUCGCGGCAGAUUUCGCGGCACAACUCCUCCAACUCCUCUGUCUCUAUGGUUUCGGCCACUGGCACCUACCGCCGGGCACCGUCGGUCACUUCCCAGUUCUCCUUGCAGCAGCAGCAGCAGCAACUACAGCAGCAGCAGCAGCAACAACAGCAACAACAACAACAGCAACAGCAACAGCAACAGCAGCCUCACAUUAACGGAGGCACUCCUGGUUACGGCCAGAACUCAAUGUCUAUCGCUCCUCCUCCUCCCCCCAUGCCCCAGCUGACUCCACAGAUUCCUCUGACUGGCUUUGUGGCCAGGAUGCAGGAGAGCAUUGCUGAUACUCCCACUCCUCCUCCUCCGCCACCUCCAGACGACAUGCCCAUGUUUGACGACUCUCCACCGCCGCCACCUCCUCCUCCCGUGGAUUACGAGGAGGAGGACGCUGCCGUUGUUCAAUACAACGACCCCUACGCUGACGGAGACCCAAACUGGGCUCCUAAGACCUACAUUGAGAAAGUGGUGGCCAUCUACGACUACUGCCAGGACAAGGGUGACGAGUUGAGUUUCAUGGAGGGGGCGAUCAUCUACGUCAUCAAGAAGAAUGACGACGGCUGGUUUGAGGGCGUCAGCAACGGUGUCACCGGCCUGUUCCCCGGCAACUAUGUGGAGAGCAUCAUGCACUACGCUGACUGAAGAGGACGUCGCCGCCGCCGCCACCGCCGCUAACAGUACAGUCUAUUUAUUCAGUCGUAUCGUAGUCCACCUAGAGACACGCAGCAACAGUCGUGACUCGUCCUCUCGAGACGCUUAGACACAAAUGUAUGAUCCUUUUUUUUUUUUGAUAUGACAGAAUGUUCUUUCUCUAAGUGAUUGCAAAUAAAAUUAAAAUUAAUAUCUAUUUAGUUUAUUUUGGUGUUAUAUGGGCAGGGCAUUUACGGAAUAUGUAAAAACAAAGAAACAACAAAAGAGCUGGACUGCACUCACUCGCUGGAGGAUGGACAGUUCGUACAUCCUGCCUGGACAAAGAUUUGUUUGCGAAGAAAAUAAAACGUAUAAUGUGAGCUGCAGCCACUUCAAUGUAAAUUCAGUGAAUGUUAAUACAAUGUCAGUUCUCCUCAAUGCCACAAGGCCAAUUUGUGCGGAAAAACAAACGCGUGGCCUGUCCAUCAUUUUGAAAUUUAAAUACUGUUAAUGAUAAAAUACUGUAAAAAUGUCUUGGCAGCAAUUACUCCUGAAGGCUUGGCGUUAAAGCAUGCAAAAAAAAAAUUUUUUAAAGAGAUAUAAUGUAACUAAGUUUAUUGCCAUUAUGCUUCCAUUAUUUUGUAAGUGUAUUCACAACAAUUUUUUUUGUUUAAUUUCUAUUCCACUGUUGUUGUCACGGAACUUUUUGAUACAGUUCAGGAAUUCCAGAGGUGUCUCCUUAAACUUUAAAGCAACAUGAUGCAACUUUUGGGAGUGAUGUCACUGUAGCAAACACAGAAAAUGCUCAUUUGUUACCCCCUUCAUCGGCAUGGUUAAGAAUUACAUCCACUAGAGGGCAGCACAGAGUUAACUUAAUGCCUGUCAUCCUUUAAAAAGUUCUGCAGUUUAUUAAAAAUGAAAAGUUCUUUCAGCUAUUGGCUAAACUGCCCUCUACAGUUUCUGGUGGUACUGCUCUGUUCAUAAUUCCAUAAGACAUGGAAACAGAGUAUGAAGACCAGGCACCGCCAUUUUGUAUGUGUACAUUAGAAUAAUUUAAUCUUAAGCCUUUGCGUUUAAGGUAUUAAAAAGUUGCAUGGUGUUGCUUUAAAGUCGUAGAAGUGAAAUUGAAUUUUCUCUGGUUUGCGAUUUUUUAUUUUUUUUUUUUAAAUCAAGAACACACAUUUCUCCCCUUUCCUUCUACAUCUUAUUUUGAAAAUUCUGUCACAUCACUGUCAUUGAUGCUAAUCAGAAAAACGUCAGUUGGAUCAUGUUGGUACCUGGUGGUGCAGUGACAAAAGCUGGAUUUUACCGUACAAAACACUGCCAUGCGACAAUUCAGACGUUAACACAGUCGACCAGUACACAACUCUAAUACCUCCUGAAUCUCCGCAAAGCAAACGACAACCUGGUCCGAGCUCGAGGACUGCGUUGAGCGAUUUGAAACAUUAAAUCCUCUGGGCUGCACAUAUUUAACUCCAAUCAUUAGCUUUCACUCAGGUCUCCAUAACAUUGUCAUCUAACGUCUUUCUUGCAGUGGUUGCAUUUCAGGAUUUUUUCGUCUUUUGUUUAGUAUUUCCAAUUAAAUAAUUAAGCAUAAAAACAAUUAGGUAUAAAUGAUUGAAAUCUAUCUCUCUGCCUGCCCUUCAUUUGUACAUAUAAAGUGUUGAUUGAGAAAUUAAUGUACAGUCUUUUAUAAUAAACAAUUCUAUGUACAACA